AUGAUUCAACUCGAACUAGAGAAUGAUGCCAUUUCCCCUUGGAUAAAGCUAGCAGGCUUGUGGGAAUUAUUGAACUACGAAUAUUUUGACGGAAUUCUGUCCUCUUAUUAUGCCCACCUUAACCAAGCCGCCUCCGUCGUUCGGCUCGCCUUAGGAAGCAACACCAUCGACAUUCUGAAAUUGAGCGGAGAGCAAACUUUCGAUCUUCGUUGUAUUGCAUGGGCCGACAUCCUAAGUAGCAUGGCGCUUACUCGUCCCACCUUGCUCAACUAUGAAUCGGAUAUUCACAACCGACCUCAAUACGACGACUCUGGUGAUCCUGACAAAGGAGUAGAAUGGCGCACUGAGACAUGCUUGCAUUUCAUUCGAGGAAAAGUAGAAUGUGGGCAUGAAAUUCAACAACUUGUCUGUGAUUGGAAAUUUCGACCCGUCCCUGCACAACGUUCGGCGUUACGAGUAGCACGAGUUGCCUCACAGGAGAUAUGGCGUCACGCAGCUAUUUUAUACAUACAUCAGUCGAUACUCAAAUCUGAUUCCAGUAAUCCUGUUGUAAGAAACUCGGUCAAACUUAUCAUCCAAAUUGCGUCUACACUCAUUCCUGGAGUAAACCCCGAUUGUUUCCUUGCAGUCCCAUAUUUCAUUUCUGCUGAAGGACUGCAUCAAUACCCGGAGCUCAUCGGGCUUAUUUACGGCGAGCUUUAUUUUGUAGUCGCACCUUCCUUUGGUUUCGUCCUUGUUCGGACACAGCCGGACGGUCGUGAGGAAAUACUUGGAUGCAUUCUUGGCACACCCGACACCCGCAAGUUCGAACCGGCAAUCGACGAGCAGUGGUUUUCCCAGCUCCGGUCAGACUAUCCUCAGAAUCCGUACCCAUUCAACUCUACUCAGGCUGACCGUGUUAUGAUCGACCGUAUUCACCAACCUGAAACGACGCCCCCAGAGGUUCUUGCCACAACUCGCGCCCACAUUCAUAUUGAUUUGCUGCCCCAAGCACAAAGACAAGGAUGGGGAUCAAAGUUGAUGGGGAAAGCUGUGAAUUACCUCAAAAAACAGGGUUGUGACUCAUUAUUCGUUGGGAUUGAGCCGAGAAUGCACGCGGCCGUGCAUUUUACCUCGCGUUGGAUUCAAGCAUCAUACUUCAUGGGGAGAUUAUUAUCGUCUCGACUUUAA
Messenger RNA from Rhizoctonia solani, 1170 nucleotides. Its product is annotated as Fungal specific transcription factor domain. The coding region runs from base 1 to 1170 and encodes 389 amino acids. Gene Ontology annotation, molecular function: acyltransferase activity, transferring groups other than amino-acyl groups. Lineage: Eukaryota; Fungi; Basidiomycota; Agaricomycetes; Cantharellales; Ceratobasidiaceae. The record is from RefSeq and is a predicted model, not a curated record. The transcript is spliced from 6 exons.